CUCGUUCAUAGAAAACUAUAGACUCGUCCGGUCGUGUGCGAAGGUGCACGCGUCUUGUAUUUCCGUAUCUUUUUAAACGCUCGUCGAACGUAAAUAUAACCUAAAACUGCGUCAACGUGGCUCAAUGCGAUGUAAACAUGCUCGAUUUAAUUAAAAGCUGAAGCGUAACGCGUGUAAAGGGGAAACUAAGGUAACGGCUGGAAAAUGCGUCGCGCGAAGGGCUUUCGUGAACGAAUGCGUGAAAAGAAACGAGCCUUGUAUGUUCAUUUACCGCACGUAAUACGGGACGAGAAGGACGUGGCGAAAUUAUUUACCGGUGACUUCAAAGUGAACCUCACGCGACAGGCUAGCAAAUAUUGCUACGUGAUAUUUGCCGAUGUCGAGGAAAAAAUGAAAAAUUUGAAAGCUGCGAAAAACACGCUGAUAAAUGGGAAACGCGUAGUUAUUGCAUCUGCGAUUACGAAAUCAAAAACACCCACGCAAAAUUUAGCGAAAAAAAAGGUCGUUUUGCCUCCUGUAAAAGAAGAUGAUAAAGUAACAAGGACGCUCUUUGUGUCCAACAUUAAAUGUGGAACCAAACUUCAAGAAUUGAAAGAAGCUAUUCCAGGAUGUGUGACUGCCAAAAUGUUGAAACCAUAUUCACAAAAUUAUAGGGGUGCAAUGGUAAAAUUGGAAACUAUACAAAUGGCAGUAGAAUAUUUAUCACAGAUAAGAGACCUACCAGUAGUAAGGGGAGAAAAAUUAAUUUUUAAACCUGACACCAGAAUUAAACGUACAAAACAAGAUUCAAACACUACUCUUAAAAUUUAUGAUGGUGAAUCAGAAGUAAAUAAAGACUCCAAUGAAAAACUAAACAGUAAAACUUCAGAUUGUUUUGUGCUUGAAAAGAAAGUGUAA
Molecule: messenger RNA, 897 nt
Organism: Colletes gigas
Lineage: Eukaryota; Metazoa; Arthropoda; Insecta; Hymenoptera; Colletidae
Exons: 3
Coding region: 205-897 (230 amino acids)
Molecular function (GO): nucleic acid binding
Source: RefSeq, a predicted model, not a curated record